This is a messenger RNA of Lactuca sativa (garden lettuce), 574 nucleotides long. RefSeq names its product dCTP pyrophosphatase-like protein. Gene Ontology annotation, molecular function: nucleoside triphosphate diphosphatase activity. Lineage: Eukaryota; Viridiplantae; Streptophyta; Magnoliopsida; Asterales; Asteraceae. Gene Ontology annotation, biological process: nucleoside triphosphate catabolic process. The record is from RefSeq and is a predicted model, not a curated record.
UUUCUGUUUAGUAUUACACAUUUCUUCCGAUUUCCUCUUCUUUUCUGUAACGUCUUACUGAUUUCAGCAAUAGAUGACGGGCGUUUCGGAAGGAGAUGAUAUUGUGACGCUGAAACUAUUGAAGCAGAAAAUGCAUGAUUUUGCUCAAGAACGAGAUUGGGAGCGAUAUCAUAGCCCUAGAAAUCUUCUACUGGCUCUGGUGGGAGAAGUGGGGGAGUUGUCAGAGAUAUUUCAAUGGAAAGGGGAAGUGGCGAAGGGAUUGGGAGACUGGAAAGAAGAAGAGAAGGUUCAUUUAGGGGAGGAGCUGUCUGACGUGUUGCUUUAUCUGGUCAGGCUUUCUGACAUAUGCGGCGUGGAUUUAGGUCAGGCUGCCCUCCGUAAGAUCCGUCUUAAUGCAAUCAAGUACCCUCCUCCGCCUCCUCCUGUCUCCAGUGCCGAUGAUGCUUCAUCUCUUCAAUAACUUCUUUACUAUAUAUGUUUAUGCCUCUCUCUCUCUCUCUCAACAAUAGUUUCUUAGUAUUUCUUUUUUGAAAAAAGAAACAGGGUCAAAUGAAUGUGUGCAAUUUGUGGUGGA